UCGUGACGUCAAAGGUACGCUCUGUCUUGUGUCUGUGGGAGAUGUUAUGAAAACUGUGGAAUCGCAAAGAUGUAGUUCACAGAACUCCCGCGGUUUAUUUCCCUAUUUUCUGUUUCUGAAGGUUUCGCAGAAUCAGCUGUGGUUGACGGCCUCAUGUGUGUGAUUCAGCCUCUCUUCAGGCUCCUGUGUGUCCUGUCCUUGGUUCUGGCCUGUUCCGGUUCUGGUCCUGGUUCCGGUCCUGGUUCCGGUCCUGGUUCCGGUCCUGGUCCUGGUCCUGGUCCUGGUCCUGGUCCUGGUCCUGGUCCUGGUCUUCACGGCCGUAACAACAGCGUGAGUCAUGAGUACUGUGUGCUGGGAGCUGGACCUGCGGGGCUCCAGAUGGGCUACUUUCUGUCCAGGAGCCGGAGAGAUUACGUCGUUCUGGAGCGAAACACAGGACCAGGCAGCUUCUUCCGCAUAUAUCCUCGCCACAGGAAGCUCAUCAGCAUUAACAAAAUAUACACGGGGAGGAGGAACAGGGAAUUCAACCUGCGUCAUGAUUGGAACUCCCUGCUGAGCGACAGGACCGACCUGCUGUUUCAGCGAAUCAGCCGAGAGCUCUACCCCAGUGCAGACGACUUCCCACGCUACCUCUCGAGGUUCGUGACGGAGCUGGGACUGAAGGUCAAAUACGGAGCUGAUAUAGGGAGAAUCAAAGCGUCAGAUUUGAACGGAGACCAAGGCUACGUUCUGAACGAUCAGAAUGGUGUCAGUUAUCAAUGCAGAGUCCUGUUGGUGUCCACUGGCCUUUGGGUUCCUCAGCAGGUGGAUUUUCUCGGCUCUGACCUGGUAGAGGGUUACGAGUCUAUUCCCACUGAUCCCGAGGAGUUUAAAGACCAGGCUGUGUUAAUCCUCGGCAAAGGAAACUCCGCCUUUGAGACGGCUCAGAGCAUCUUGGGUAGAGCGAGCCGGGUUCACUUGUACAGCCCCAGCCCUGUGCGACUCGCAUGGCAGACGCACUACGUCGGGGACCUCAGGGCAGUAAACAACGAGCUGUUAGACACGUACCAGCUGAAAUCUCUAGACGGUCUUGUAGAGGGAAGACUAGAGGAUAUAGCCAUUGUCCGAAGAGAAAAAGAUGGAGGGAAGAGAAGAACAGCAAAGAAAAGAAGUCCAACACCAACGGAGAGAAAGCAGCAGCUGUAUUUAACUCUUACUGAACUUCUUGACCAGAAUGGCAACAACAUUUCAAAGGUCACUGGGCAGAACCUGCCUGGUUACCACACUGAUAACUUCUCACUCAGACAGCCGUAUGACCUCGUCCGAUGCCUGGGCUUUCGUUUUAACUUCUCCGUUUUUUGGGGUAAGGAAACACCCGGAAACUCUGCACGGCCACCCCAGAGCAGCGGUGCCCGAGGCCGGUUGCCAGGGACAACAGCCUGGUAUGAAGGCAGGGGGACGCCCAACAUGUUUGUCCUGGGCACCGCAGCUCACUCCAGAGAUUAUCGUAUGUCUGCCGGUGGGUUUGUUCACGGUUUCCGCUACACUGUGCGUGCUGUUCAUAAAAUCCUGGAGCGGCGUUACCAUAACAUUGCCUGGCCUGCUACAAAAUUACCCAUCAGCCAGCUGCAGUCCUGGAUCCUUAGGAGAGUGAACGAAGCCUCUGGACCGUACCAGAUGUUCGGGGUCCUUGGGGACAUUAUUCUGCUGCGAGGGUCUUACUGUGAAUAUCUGGAGGAGUUUCCUCUGCAGGCCCUGCCCCAGCUGUCUGCUCUAUCUGGACGGCCUCUUACAGAUCACGGCCUACUGGUCUUGGUCAUGCAGUAUGGACUGAACCGGACCGAUACGCUUGGACCGGGUCGAGCCGAGUCAGAAUGGACUAAAGCCUGGAGGUCCAACUUCCUCCAUCCAGUCCUGUACUACUACAACACACUACCUACAGAGAAGGAUAUGAGGCGGCGUCCUGUUGGCUGGCCACUACCACGACCUGAGGCCGUUCAUCACAUGGUUGAGGACUUCUUGACUGAAUGGGAUCAGCCCGUAUCACACAGCCAGCCUCUCAGGCGCUUCCUCGAGCACUGCCUCCAAACCGACCUCAGGGCCUUUUAUGCUGAAUCGUGUUUCCUUCUGUCCCUCACCAGUCGUACUCCACCCCUCUUCUGCCGUCAAGGUUAUUUGAGAAAACAGGGCAUUGUGGGAAACAGCCACCUACGACAACAUGCCCGUGAGGCGGGACUCAUGGCAGAUCAUCAGGGAGAUAUUACUCCUGGCAAUGAUGCAUCGGUAUCUGAAUAUCUGAAACAUGCUGGCACUGCAGUCCUUUCAACUAUGAACUUUGACCUCUGAGAGGCAUUAAUACUAAUGGUACCAAAGAGCAAACCUCUUCAGCUGAAAUCACGUUCAUCUACCUCCCAUUACCUUAUCAGUUUACCUGCAUUUCCAUAAAAAACAUCCAGCAUCCUGAAAUAACGUCAACGUAACAAAACUACUUGCCAAAGUAUAGCUUUAUAUAGUGUUUUAUGGUGUUGGGUUUGGUGUUGCAAUACAAUGAGUAACUUAUUUUUUUUAUACAAUAGUUAAAGGUAUAUAAGAUAAGUAUUUUUCUUAGGUUGAAAUGCAUGUACUUUUAUUUUAACUACAAUAAAGACAUCCCAAUCAUUUUAAAAA
Puntigrus tetrazona (Sumatra barb) is the source of this 2646-nucleotide messenger RNA. RefSeq names its product FAD-dependent oxidoreductase domain containing 2 (gene foxred2). The record is from RefSeq and is a predicted model, not a curated record. NCBI's taxonomy places the organism in Eukaryota, Metazoa, Chordata, Actinopteri, Cypriniformes, Cyprinidae. Gene Ontology annotation, molecular function: monooxygenase activity; flavin adenine dinucleotide binding.